AUCUUUGGAACAUGGUAUUUUAGUGGGAACAGUGAGAGAGAGAGAGAGACAUCACCAUGAGCGCAACAUAUGUCCACUGACCUUAUGUAGGAGAGAGAGCUCCUUGGUGUAGAAUUGAGAAUUCAGGUGGGAGAACUCCUGCAGAAGACCAGUUCAGAUGUCUUCUGUGUUCCUCUGGCUGAUUACAAUCUUGGAUUUGAUUAGUUCCUCUUCAUUGGAUGUUUUGUUUUGGUCUUGCAGAUCGUCGGAGGGGUGUCGAGUCUUGCGUGCAAUCUUUGGUGGAUUUGGUCGAGCGCUGAGAGCAAAAGAAGUUGAUGAAUGAGGUUCGGGCCGAGGGCAACUGAGGGCGGUGGCGACCGAGGGAGAUUGGUGAGCUCCAAAGCCGCCAGGGUGGGCCUAUGAACCGGGCAAUGAUGGAAACCGACAGAGGCUGCGGCUGCGGCUGCGAGGGAAGCAUUCCGGCGCCUCAUGCAGUGAACAGGACGACGGCGGACGAGGUGUGGAGGGACAUCCGACAACGGAGGAGGAAGGAGAGCAGAGAGCAGCAGCCUGCGCUGGGUGAGAUGAUCCUAGAAGACUUCCUGGUGAAUGCCGAGGUGGGAGCUGAAGACUCUUGUAUUGCCUUCAUGCCUCGCGAGCACUGGUUGCAGCAUCGCCAUUGUGAUCACCAUCAUCAACAGCUGCAAGCUUCAGCGUUGGCCAGUGACAACCCAGCGACGUCCGAUCCGCAGACGCCAGGGCGGAAGAGGGCGGCAGGAGGAGAAGUCUCGGAGAAGACCGCGGAAAGGAGGCACAAGAGGCUGAUCAAGAACCGGGAGUCAGCGGCACGGUCGCGAGCAAGGAAGCAGGCUUACACGAAUGAGCUGGAGAACAAGAUCUCCCUCCUACAAGAAGAGAAUGAGAGGUUGAAGAAGCAGAAGGAAUUGGAAUCAGCAAUUCAUGAACCACAACCAGAAACAAAAUACCAGCUCCGCCGAACGAGAUCAGUUCCUUUCUGAUCUUUAUUUUGUGGUACAGAUGCUUGUAUUUUGUGUUGUUUGAGCUCUCAAUAAGUUUCAUGGCAAGUCUUGUGGUCUUGGCUUCAGGAUGGGCUUCAUUGUGAAUGAAGCAUUGCCUUUUUAGCAUCAAGGAGUGAUCGAAGUUUCUGCUUGCUAGUUUUCCUGUGAAUUGCAGGCAUACAUAGGGCUCAAAGAGAAGGCAUGGAAGUGUUCUUUACCAGGCUGUACAAAUCAUAAACUCUUCAAGGAUGCAUUUCCAUGUCCAGGUCCCCUGAAUAGAACCUUUCAAUGCAUAGACUCCAGCGAGAGACUAAAAGCAGCUUAAAUCAUAUGUAAAUGACCUGCAAUGAUAAGUAUUUACAUUAGAGAGCAACUAAAGCAGCUUAAAUCAUAUGUAAUGACCUGCAAUGAUGGUAUUUACAUUGGAGAGUAAAAACAACAACAAUGAGAGUCGGUAUUGACAUACCUAUCUGAUAGAGCAAGUCACCUGAGAAUA
Molecule: messenger RNA, 1494 nt
Organism: Musa acuminata subsp. malaccensis (wild Malaysian banana)
Lineage: Eukaryota; Viridiplantae; Streptophyta; Magnoliopsida; Zingiberales; Musaceae
Product: ABSCISIC ACID-INSENSITIVE 5-like protein 2
Biological process (GO): positive regulation of DNA-templated transcription
Cellular component (GO): nucleus
Molecular function (GO): DNA-binding transcription factor activity
Source: RefSeq, a predicted model, not a curated record